Magnolia sinica is the source of this 2072-nucleotide messenger RNA. RefSeq lists its product as uncharacterized. The record is from RefSeq and is a predicted model, not a curated record. Gene Ontology annotation, molecular function: protein-arginine omega-N symmetric methyltransferase activity. Lineage: Eukaryota; Viridiplantae; Streptophyta; Magnoliopsida; Magnoliales; Magnoliaceae. Gene Ontology annotation, biological process: mitochondrial respiratory chain complex I assembly. Bases 224 to 1669 code for a protein of 481 amino acids. The transcript has 11 exons. Gene Ontology annotation, cellular component: mitochondrion.
CCAAGAUCCAAGAGGGACACAGCACAGGAAACAAUGGGGAUGAAAACGCCGACACAGCUGAAACCUUACUGUGUUCACUGUGAUUUUUAUAUGCCUCCAAUACCUUCCCACCAGGAUCUGGUUCCUGCGAUUUUCACACGGACAUGGAGGUGUCCCUCGUAGGGCCUUGCGUUUCUUUUGAAUUUUGAAGGGAUCCUCUCAUCGGCUCUUUAUUUUUCUGACAAUGGCGGGGCUGCUAGGAGCCUCAUCUCGAUUCCGUGUCUUCUUGAAAGGCGUCUCUCUUCUUCGGACGUCACCUUCUUUUAUUUCCUCUCACUACUUGUCUUCAUCCUCUCAAAUCCUAACAACCCCACAACAACAACCACAACAAAAUGACCAACAUCUCAAUGAAUCCUCCACCAAAAUCUCCGUGGAUCGCUCCGGCUUGUACAUUCCUCCAGCUCACUCCCAUGAGCCUUGUUCGGAUUCUGAGCUCGUUAAGCAUCUAAAGGGCAUAAUUAAGUUUCGUGGGGGGCCGAUCUCAGUAGCUGAAUAUAUGGAAGAAGUUUUGACAAAUCCCAAAGCGGGCUUUUACAUGAACCGAGAUGUUUUUGGGGCUGGGGGUGAUUUCAUUACCUCUCCUGAAGUUAGCCAGAUGUUUGGAGAGAUGGUUGGUGUUUGGAGCAUGUGCCUCUGGGAGCAAAUGGGACGACCAGAGAAAGUGAACCUGGUAGAACUUGGUCCAGGGCGGGGUACACUUAUGGCCGAUCUUCUUCAUGGCACAUCAAAGUUUGAAAGCUUUUCAAAGUCAUUGCACAUACACAUGGUGGAAUGUAGUCCUAUAUUGAGGAAGCUUCAAUACAGUACCUUGAAAUGCACAGAUGAAGAUACUACUGGCAGCAGUAGUGAUAGAGCCAUUACCACAUUGACAGGAGCUUCUGUUUCGUGGAAUGCCGCUUUGGAGCAGGUUCCAUUAGGAUUGCCUACCAUUAUCAUUGCCCAUGAGUUUUAUGAUGCUCUCCCAGUUCAUCAAUUUCAGAAGGCUUCUCGUGGCUGGUGUGAGAAGAUGGUUGAUGUUGCAGAAGAUUCAUCGUUCCGUUUUGUUCUCUCUCCACAGCCUACACCUGCUACAUUGCUCUAUCUUAAGAGGCGUUGCAAGUGGGCUUCCGCAGAAGAACUAGCUAAACUUGAUCAUGUUGAAGUCUGCCCAAAAGCAAUGGAGCUGACUCAUGCCAUUGCAAAGAGAAUUAGUAGUGAUGGCGGUGGGGCUCUUGUUAUUGAUUAUGGUCUGAAUGGAAUUGUUUCGGAUAGUCUACAGGCUAUUCGGAAGCAUAAAUUCGUGAAUAUACUAGAUGAUCCUGGGUCAGCCGAUCUCAGUGCCUAUGUUGACUUUGCUUCUAUCAGGCAUUCUGCAGAAGAAGUUUCAGAAAAUGUGGCCGUUCAUGGCCCAAUAACUCAAUCCCAAUUCCUUGGCUCCCUUGGAAUAAACUUCCGUGUUGAGGCACUGCUGCAAAAUUGCACAGAUGAGCAAGCCGAAUCUCUGAGGACAGGCUAUUGGCGACUGGUUGGAGAUGGUGAAGCCCCAUUUUGGGAGGGACCUGAGGAAAAGUCGCCUAUAGGCAUGGGUACCCGGUAUUUGGCAAUGUCAAUUGUGAACAAGAAGCAAGGUGUUCCCAUUCCAUUCCAAUAAAGCUUGAUACUUUCCUGUCUUGGUUAACGACGACAUGGAAGGUUGGAUAUUUCACCUGUCUCCUCUGUUGGCACAAGUGCGGUGUAUAGAUAUGUCUUGUACACAUGUUGGCUUUGCAAAAGCUCAAUUGAAUGAAUUAGGGCAUGUGUAUUGAACGACUUAUUGUUUUAUGUUGUAAUGAUUGAUUCCCAUCACCACCCUAUCUUAUUCUAAUGGUGGUAUCAACAGUAGUAUACUUAUUGCUGAUGACAUGUUGUGCCUUCGUUAUUAACUGCUAGCUUCUCAGAAGGUUGUCAAUGAAAAUUCAUAGGUCAUGUCAUUGUUCUUUAGACAACAAUUUUUUUGUAGCAAGCUGGUAUAAUGGGAUGGUUAGUCUAUUAGUUAUGAAAUGAUAUUAAUUUCA